CCAGUUAAUAGAGAUAGUUCAUCAACUUUAAAAAAGUUAAUUAAAGAAUUUACUCCAAUUUUUAGACAAAUUUCAUCAGAAAAUAUUAUUACUUUGCAGUCAAAUAUUUCUGAAAUGAAUAUAGAUUUAGUUAAUUUUUAUGAAUUAAAUGAAAAGAUUAUCAAAGCUGAAGAUAAUAAUCAAAAACCAAUCAAGACAUAA
Racocetra persica is the source of this 201-nucleotide messenger RNA. The record is from the annotation of a GenBank genome assembly. Lineage: Eukaryota; Fungi; Glomeromycota; Glomeromycetes; Diversisporales; Gigasporaceae.